Molecule: messenger RNA, 2351 nt
Organism: Gossypium raimondii (Peruvian cotton)
Lineage: Eukaryota; Viridiplantae; Streptophyta; Magnoliopsida; Malvales; Malvaceae
Product: ATP-dependent DNA helicase 2 subunit KU70
Exons: 19
Coding region: 124-1998 (624 amino acids)
Biological process (GO): telomere maintenance; double-strand break repair via nonhomologous end joining; cellular response to X-ray
Cellular component (GO): Ku70:Ku80 complex; nucleus
Molecular function (GO): double-stranded DNA binding; DNA helicase activity; telomeric repeat DNA binding
Source: RefSeq, a predicted model, not a curated record
AGCUUGUCCAAGACACCUCCACUCCAAAUUUCGAAAUGUAUUUAAAAAAUGCGUAGGAACUGGGAAAGUUAGCAGCACUUCGAAAACCCCGGCAAAAACCUUUGAAAAAUUUCAUCUUUAACAAUGGAUUUGGACCCAGAAGAUGUUUUCAAAGACGAAGAAGACGACCUAGAUAACGAAUUCUUCCAGCAAAGUGAGAGUUCCAAAGAGUAUGUUGUUUACUUGGUCGAUGCUUCUCCGAAAAUGUUCAACACGACAUGUGCCGGUAAUGACCAAAAGGAUGAAACUCAUUUCCACACCGCUGUUAGCUGUGUUGCUGGAUCACUCAAGACUCAAAUCAUUAGUAGAUCGUAUGAUGAAGUUGCAAUUUGCUUCUUUAACACUAGGGAAAAGAAGAACUUGCAAGAUUUAAAUGGUGUUUUUGUUUUUAAUGUUGCUGAAAGGGAGCACCUAGACAGGCCUACAGCUAGGCUUAUUAAAGAAUUUGACUGUAUAGAAGAAUCAUUUAUGAGAGAAAUUGGGAGUCAGUAUGGUAUUGUUCCCGGGUCUCGGGAGAAUUCCCUUUAUAAUGCCCUCUGGGUUGCCCAAGCUCUUCUUCGUAAAGGGUCUAUUAAGACAGCUGAUAAGCGAAUUCUUCUCUUUACUAACGAAGAUGAUCCCUUUGGAAGUCUCCAGGAUGCUGCAAAAAAAGAUAUGACAAGAACUACAUUGCAGCGAGCUAAAGAUGCACAAGAUCUUGGAAUCUCAAUUGAACUUCUCCCUUUGAGUCGUCCGGAUUCAGAGUUCAAUGUUUCUACCUUCUAUGCUGAUUUGAUUGGGUUAGAUGGUGAGGAUCUUGCUCAAUUCAUGCCUUCUGCCAGCCAGAAAUUGGAAGAUAUGAAAGAUCAACUGAGAAAGCGUAUGUUCACAAAGCGAGUAGUUAGAAGGAUUGAAUUUCAGAUUGCCAAUGGACUGUCAAUUGAGCUGAAUACUUAUGCUUUAAUUCGUCCUACAGUUCCAGGGGCCAUUACAUGGCUUGAUUCUGUCACAAAUCAUCCUUUAAAGACUGAAAGAUCUUUGAUAUGUGAGGAUACUGGUGCACUGAUUCAGGAACCUCCUAAGCUCUUUCAGCCGUAUAGAAAUGAGAAUGUCAAGUUUUUACCAGAGGAAAUAGCUGAGAUAAAAAGAAUAUCACCCGGAAAACUUCGUCUUCUUGGAUUCAAGCCAUUAAGUUGCUUAAAAGAUUACUACAACUUGAGACCAUCCACGUUUGUAUACCCCAGUGACCAGGAAGUGGUGGGUAGCACCUGCAUUUUCAUUGCCUUGCAUAGAUCUAUGCUAAAGCACAAUCGUUUUGCAGUUGCAUAUUAUGGGGCCUCAUAUCAUCCUCAAUUAGUUGCCUUAGUUGCACAAGAUGAGAUUACCAGUGCUGGAGCUCAAAUGGAGCCGCCUGGAAUGCACAUGAUAUACCUUCCGUACGCUGAUGACAUCAGAGAUGAUGAAGAGAUAUUUCCAGAUACAGAAGAGGAUGCACCUCGAGCUGAUGAGGAUCAAAUUCAAAAAGCUGCUGCUUUAAUAAAACGUAUUUAUGUGAAGGAUUUUUCCGCUUUCCAAUUUGCUAACCCUGCUCUGCAGAGACAUUAUGCAGUAUUGCAGGCUCUAGCUUUAGCAGAAGAUGAUAUUCCAGAGACCAUUGAUGAGACAGCACCUGAUGAGGAAGGUUUGACUAGACCAGCAGUUGUUAGGGCAGCAGAAGCAUUUAAGCAUUCUGUUUAUGGGGACAGCUAUGAUGAGGAAAGUGACAUGGGUAAAGAAAAAAUGAGUGAGGCCUCUAGAAAACGUAAAGCUAUUGCAGAAAAUGCAGCUAAGGAUUAUGAUUGGGGUAACCUUGCAGACAAGGGGCAGUUGAAGAAUUUAACAGUAGGAGAUUUGAAAGUUUACUUAAAUGCCCACAACCUUCCUGUUAGUGGGAAGAAAGAAGCUUUAAUCAGCAGGAUCUUAACCCACAUGGGCAAAUGAGCAAAGGUGAAGCCGAUAAAAUAUUGAAGACCAGUAUCAGAUAAGCCACAAGUCCUACCACAUUAUGCAUGCUUCCUAUUCGAAUGCUAAAACUAGUUUGGCAUUUGCAUGAUGCUACUGUACUUUUCAAGGCUAAACAUCUCUUUUUGCGUUGACAUCAAAGCUUUUAUUGCGCAUAUUAGGUUUCGUUAGCUCAUCAAAAUUCGGCUUUUUGAUGAUGCUUUGUUUAGAUCAAGGAGAUUAGAUUUUAUUGUCAUUAUGACAAUGUGUGGACAUCAACUAGUAUCCAUGAUCCAUUUGUGUACAUUUGGCAAAGUUUUGCAUAUGUAAUGAAAGUAUCAUUUGAUCUGGUA